AUGCUACCACCAGUACCAAUAGACCUGAACAUGCAGCUUGUCAAUGCCAUCAAUUCUUUAAUAGAUAGAUGUCAGACAGCCCCUGUGGAAAGUGCAGUCUAUCGUAAGCUUCGUGUAUUCUCUGGCAUAAAGCCAAUACCUCCAGGAGAAGAGGAAUAUGAUGCAUGGGCAGAACAGAUGAUGCACCUGCUAGAGGAAUGGAAGUGUCCGGACACCAUGAAAAAACAGAAAAUAGCAGAAAGUUUGAAAGGGCCUGCUGCGGACAUUGUCCGAUGUUUGAGAGUAAGUAACCCCAGUGCAACAGCUAAUGAUUAUUUUACUGCACUUGAAACAGCAUUCGGAACCACUGAGAGUGCCCUCGAUCUCAUGUUUAAGUUUCGUAACACCUUUCAGCUGCAUGGUGAAAAACUCUCAGCAUACGUCCUCAGAAUUGACAAGCUGCUACACUCUGUUUUCCGCAAAGGAGGAAUCCUGCUAUCAGAGAUGGACAGAACUCGCAUUGAACAGAUAGCCCGGGGCACAUUGCCAAAUGACCUGGUUGCCCUCCGUAUCAAAUUGACAUACAAAUUCAAGCCUCCACCCAGUUUCACUGAACUUUUGCGUGAAGUGAGAGAAGAGGAGGCUAUAACACUGGAUAGGCCGCCUGUUGGUCAUGUUGCGGUCUCUGCCAUGGUAGCUCCUGUUCAGUAUAGUACCAGCCCUGCUGUGUUUUCUGACUACAAUUCAGUGCCUGUAACUGUUCCUUCAGUUGAGAGGCUGAGUAAAGAGGUGCAAGAUUUGAAAAAUGAGGUUACACGCCUGCUCUCAUUGUCUGUUGCACUGCCCUCAGAAGCCACAGUGACUCCUUCACAGAGAGGUAGUCAAAGAGUAGAGGGAAGACCUGCAAAUACAUACAGAGCACGGCAGGACAGAGCUGAUGUUUUCUGUUACAAGUGUGGGGAAGAUGGUCAUUUUCAACGUGAGUGUCAGAAUGCCGAGAACCUCAGGAAAGUCAAUCAACGCCUCAUAAAGCUCAGAUGGCCGAAGGGAAACUCCCCAGGGACCCAGUAA
Molecule: messenger RNA, 1050 nt
Organism: Neoarius graeffei (lesser salmon catfish)
Lineage: Eukaryota; Metazoa; Chordata; Actinopteri; Siluriformes; Ariidae
Product: paraneoplastic antigen Ma1-like
Exons: 1
Coding region: 1-1050 (349 amino acids)
Molecular function (GO): zinc ion binding; nucleic acid binding
Source: RefSeq, a predicted model, not a curated record